This is a messenger RNA of Anolis sagrei ordinatus, 4883 nucleotides long. It is a transcript of the gene DIS3, whose product is annotated as DIS3 homolog, exosome endoribonuclease and 3'-5' exoribonuclease. Lineage: Eukaryota; Metazoa; Chordata; Lepidosauria; Squamata; Anolidae. Gene Ontology annotation, biological process: rRNA catabolic process. Gene Ontology annotation, molecular function: RNA binding; 3'-5'-RNA exonuclease activity; endonuclease activity. Gene Ontology annotation, cellular component: nuclear exosome (RNase complex); cytoplasmic exosome (RNase complex). The record is from RefSeq and is a predicted model, not a curated record.
CCCGCGCAGUGCAUUCUGGGAGUCUCUUUCGCUUUCAGAGAGUAGAAGGGAGGGGGAGAGAGAGCCGGUCAGUCAGUCAGCUAGUGAGUCGGUUGGUUGCGAGGAUGCUGACCUCGCGCACGUUCCUGAAGCGCACGCGGGCCGGCGCCGUCAUGAAGGUGGUGCGCGAGCACUACCUGCGCGACGACAUUACCUGCGGGGCGGCCGCGUGCGGGCUCUGCGCGCCUCGGGAGGAGGAGCAGGAGCAGGAGAAGGGGCCGCCUCGCCAGGCCCUGCUGGAGGCCCAGCCCAGCGGCGCCGCCAGCAGCCUCUGCCCCGGGCCCCACUACCUCCUCCUCGACACCAAUUUGCUCCUGCACCAGAUUGAUAUUCUUGAAGAUCCUGUUAUUCGAAAUGUUAUCAUUCUUCAGACAGUUUUACAGGAAGUAAGAAAACGAAGUGCACCGGUGUACAAGAGAAUAAAAGAUGUGAUAGCUAAUCCUGAAAAACAUUUCUAUGCCUUCACUAAUGAACAUCAUAAAGAAACAUAUAUAGAACAACAACAAGGGGAAAAUGCAAAUGACCGCAAUGACAGAGCCAUCAGAGUAGCGGCAAAAUGGUACAAUGAACACCUGGCAAAGUUACAGACUGAAGAAAAGAUUACAGUUAUCUUGCUCACAAAUGACAGAAAAAAUAAAGAGAAAGCUGUGGAAGAGGGAAUAACUGCUUACACAUGUGAAGAGUACAUAAAGAGCUUGAUAGCUAAUCCUGAACUUGUGGAUCGACUUGCUUGCUUGAAUGAUGAAGGGAAUGAAAUAGAAAAUGGAAGGAUCAUUUUCUCAGAGCACCUUCCACUUAGCAAAUUGCAGCAGGGUAUAAAGUCUGGCCUCUACCUUCAAGGAACAUUCAGAGCUAACAGAGAUAAUUACCUUGAAGCUACAGUUUGGGUUCAUGGAGAUGGAGACCAGAGAGAGGUAAUAGUACAGGGAUUGAAAAACCUAAACCGUGCAGUGCAUGAGGACAUCGUAGCAGUGGAACUAUUGUCCAAAGAUGCCUGGACUGCACCAUCCUCGGUGGUCUUACUUGAUGAUGAGGGUCAAAAUGAAGAGGAUGACCAAGAAAAAGAAGAGGAGAAAGAAAGCAGUCUAAAGACGUCUGUGAGCAAGGCUAUGUUGCGACCAACUGGCAAAGUGGUGGGAAUUAUAAAAAGAAACUGGAGACCUUACUGUGGAAUGCUUUCUAAAUCACAAAUUAAAGAGUCAAGGCGGCAUUUAUUUACACCAGCUGAUCGCAGAAUCCCUCGGAUUCGAAUAGAAACAAGACAGUCUUCAACGCUUGAAGGACAAAGAAUAAUUGUUGCCAUUGAUGGUUGGCCCAGAAGUUCAAGAUACCCUCAUGGUCAUUUUGUAAAGAAUCUUGGAGCCGCUGGGGACAAAGAAACCGAGACUGAAGUCCUGUUGCUUGAGCAUGAUGUCCCUCACCAGGCUUUCUCACAGGCAGUUCUCAGCUUCCUUCCUCAGAUGCCCUGGAGCAUUACUGACAAGGACAUGAAAUUUAGAGAAGACCUGAGAUAUUUGUGUGUGUGCAGUGUGGAUCCUCCUGGCUGUACUGAUAUUGAUGAUGCAUUGCACUGCAGGGACUUGGAAAAUGGCAAUCUGGAGGUUGGAGUACACAUUGCAGAUGUCAGCCACUUCAUUCGACCAGGAAAUGCUCUGGAUCAGGAAUCUGCAAAAAGGGGGACAACUGUGUAUUUGUGUGAAAAAAGAAUAGAUAUGGUUCCAGAGCUGCUUAGUUCCAACUUAUGUUCAUUGAGAUCCAAUGUUGACAGGCUUGCAUUUUCAUGCAUUUGGGAAAUGAAUCAUAAUGCGGAAGUAUUGAAGACACGAUUUACCAAAAGUGUCAUUAAUUCCAAGGCUUCCCUGACCUAUGCUGAGGCACAAAUGAGAAUCGAUUCUGACACCAUGAAUGAUGAUAUUACGCUUAGCCUACGUGGAUUAAAUAAACUGGCCAAAAUACUUAAGAAGCGCCGGAUACAUAAGGGGGCUUUAACACUUUCUUCACCUGAAGUUCGUUUCCACAUGGAUAGUGAAACUCACGAUCCUAUUGAUUUACAGACAAAGGAACUCAAAGAAACCAACUCCAUGGUUGAGGAGUUCAUGUUGCUUGCUAAUAUCUCUGUAGCACAAAAGAUCUAUGAUGAAUUCUCAGAACAUGCCUUGCUGAGAAAGCACCCAGCGCCACCUCCCUCUAAUUAUGACAUCCUUGUGAAAGCAGCAAAGUCUAAGGAUUUAGAAAUCAAAACUGACUCCGCAAAGGCCCUGGCAGAUUCCCUAGAUCGUGCAGAAUCCCCUUCUUUCCCAUACCUGAACACCUUGCUACGUAUUUUGGCAACCCGCUGCAUGAUGCAAGCUGUCUAUUUUUGCUCAGGAAUGGACAAUGAUUUUCAUCACUAUGGUUUAGCAUCACCCAUUUAUACACAUUUUACUUCACCAAUCAGAAGAUAUGCUGAUAUCAUAGUGCAUCGAUUGCUGGCUGUGGCUAUUGGAGCAGACAGCACAUACCCUGAUCUUACAGAUAAACAUAAAUUGGCAGAAUUGUGUAACAAUCUCAAUUACAGGCACAAAAUGGCUCAAUAUGCACAGAGAGCAUCUGUUGCCUUCCACACCCAGUUGUUUUUCAAAAACAAGAGCGUGGUGAAUGAAGAGGCGUAUAUUCUGUUUGUGAGGAAGAAUGCAAUUGUAGUUCUGAUCCCCAAAUAUGGGUUAGAAGGCACUGUCUUCUUUGAAGAAAAGGAUAAGCCAAAACCAUCACUACUGUACAAUGAUGAGAUACCAUCUCUUACUGUGGAAGGCAUAACUUUUCAUACGUUUGACAAAGUUACAGUGAACAUCAUGUUAGAUGCCUCCAACAUCCAACACCAGAAAAUACGUAUGGCUUUGGUAGAGCCAAAGGUACCAGGAUGUAGUGUUGCAAGCCAAAAUCGUGAACCAGAAAAAAAGAAGAAGAAGCUGGGGAAAUAAUUUUGUUACACCAUUUUAGAGAUUUUCCCGCUUUUAAAUUAUGUUUAAAGAAAAAAAAAACUUCUAUAACUUUUUAUACAGUUUUAGAGUUUCCUUAAAAAAAUUGUACCUGUGCUUAAACAUUUUUACCAGUAUUCUGAUACAAUGACAUUUUAAAAUGCUAGUCAUGUAUUGUAUUAAAGGCCUCUGUGCCAAAAAUAUGUGAUCUUUUGGGAAUUCCUUGGUUUGUCUGCAGAAAGAGAGAAAAUGAUGAGUUUCAAUAUGGAACAUUUUGUGUGUAUUUCAUCUCUGGCAGUUAGAAUUGCAUCAACUUCUAAUGUUUUCCCUUGCACAUCUAUUGCUUUCUUGAUAUAUUUGUCAGCUUUUUUUUAAGAAAAGGGGGCACUGGUGCCACUACUAUUCCUAUAAAAUGUGGACAUUAUAUAAAAAUAAAUAUACAUCAACAACAAAGGCUUUUAACUUGCACAACACCAAAGGAGGAACACAAGAGCAAGUGGAUAUUCUAUUUAUACUAAACUUAUAUUCUAAAGUGUAACAUUUCAUGUCUGCUGGGACAUAGCCAAAGAAGUGGGCUCAUGUUGGCUUAAAAUAGCAACUGAUCUUGUGUUAAAUGUUUCUGUUUUGUACAGAUUUCAGUAUUUGUCGUCAUUGGGGACAUGUUUCUCAACCUUCCUAAUGCUGCGACCCCUUAAUACAGUUCCCUCAUGUUGUGGUGACUCCCAACCAUAAAAUUAUUUUUCAUUACUACUUCAUAAUUGUAAUUUUGCUACUGUUAUGAAUCAUAAUGUAAAUAUCUAAUAAGCAGGGUGUUUUUUCUAUCACUGGAUGGAAUUUGACACAAAUACUCAAUAUGCUCAAAUUUGAAAUUGGUGGGGUUGGGGCGGGAAUAGAUUUUGUCAUUUGGGAGUUGUAGUUGCUUGAAUGUAUAGUUAACUUACAAUCAAAGAGCAUUCCGAACUCCACCAAUGAUGGAACUGAACCAAACUUGGCACACAGAACUCCCAUGACCAAGAAAAAAUACUGUGUUUUCUGAUGUUUUUGGCGACCCCUCUGAAAUCCCCCUCGCAACCCUCCCAGGGGUCCCAACCCACAGGUUGAGAAACGCUGCUCUAGGCACUCAACUUUUAUGGCCUUGUGGGCAAUCAUUAUUUAUUAUCUGUAUCCAAUUACAGAAUGACAAGCAAUAUAUUGUGUAGUAAAUUAAAGAAUAAACCCUUCUGAUUUAAUAGAUAUUCUUCCCAAUAACUCCAGUAUCAAAUGAAAGCUUAGUUAAGUGGUUUUAAACCUCUGUGGCACAUUUGUGUGCUGUGAAAGUUGCAUACUUAUCUUACAGCAAGUUUUUCUCUUUACUUCGGCCUCCCCCUUCCUUUGGUGACUACCCCUUAGUUUGAAUGGGAUGCCAUGCUCCCCUGCUAUUGUCUGAGAAGUGGAGAAGCCAGCAACAUGCAUGCACUGCAUGUGCCACAUACACUCUCCCAAUUCCCACCUGUUUCACUCAAGGUGACAGUAAACAUCACUACCCAACUGGGCUGAAUGAGCUCUUUUUCCUCCUUCCCCAUGAAGUACAACAUCCUGUUUGGAGUGAGAGGAAAAGGAAGAGGCUAUACUAAUUUCAUUCCUUUCUUAUCACUUUCAUUUCAUGAAGGAAAGAGGUUCAUCCUGCCCAAGCUUGACAACUGUUGUUGCCUCACGACUCACAAAGAUUGCAAAUGGAGAAAUGGGUGCAGAUCUGAGGCAAGUGAAGAUGGCAAUGCUGUUAUGAGGCCAACAAAAAGGUGCUAAAAGACUUUUGCUCCUCAGAUAAACUGAAGAGCUGAUGUCUAUCAGAAAUAAAAAGCAGUUUAGUGAUAAAGACAAGACAUAAAUAAAGUUGAAUUUACUGGG